AUGUGGCAUGGGCCUUUCAGGGUCGCGGAGACGGUCGAUCGGUACGCAUUACGGCUGGAAACCGCCGGCACAGAGUACCGACUAUUCCCGAUUGUCCAUGUGUCAAAGCUGAAGCUGGUGAAGAGCUACCCAGAGCGCCCGACAUUCACGCUGACGAACCACGAAGUAGAUCGCGUAGACUUCGACGAAGGCUUACUGCCCGACGACAGUUGGGAGCGCGAACUUGAAGAGGACGAGUACGAGUUGGAACGGAUUGCAGAUGUGCGCUCGAGCAAGAAGACUCGAUAUGGCCGUACACGACGCGAAUACCUAGUCUUCUGGAAGGGCUACGCCGAGCCGUCAAGGGUCGAUGAAACUGAUCUCAACUGUGGAGCGCUGUUAAGAGACUUCGAUCGGGGUCGGACAGAUCCCAACCGGUUCGAGGCGGUGGAUGACUAA
Messenger RNA from Phytophthora nicotianae INRA-310, 438 nucleotides. RefSeq lists its product as hypothetical. NCBI's taxonomy places the organism in Eukaryota, Oomycota, Peronosporomycetes, Peronosporales, Peronosporaceae. Bases 1 to 438 code for a protein of 145 amino acids. The record is from RefSeq and is a predicted model, not a curated record. The transcript has a single exon.